CCUGCACGCUUCUCAAUUGUCAGCAGCGCCUGUCGCGCGCCAGGAGCGGUUCGGCCUGGAGGUGCCCUGUGCGGGUUGCCCAGAAACGCCCAGGAUGUCGCCAAGCGAAAAGGAUGACCGCGUGAAGCAGUUCAAGGAAUACGUGCAGGCCCUGAAUAAACAGUUUUUGGAAUGGGCCACCAAGCAGUGGGAGAGGAGCCCCACGCGCUUCUGGAGCACCGGCAUGCAGGACUACCUGCGCACGGUUGCGAAAGUGCGGCGGGAGUUUAGCGAUGUCCUGGCGGAUGACGACAACAACAUCGGGCGCAACAGCGGGCAGACGACGCCGGGGGGCACGCCGCCGCCGCCACCGGGCAGCGAGAAGCAGCCGCCCAAGUACGAGCCGCAGCUGUCGCUCACGCCCUUCUGCAACACCAAGGUCAUCCACUUCAUUCGCCACGGCGAGGGCUUCCACAACGUCGGCUACAGCCAGAACCUGGACGCGCGGCUGACGGAGCGGGGCUGGGACCAAGCGCACGCGCUGGGGCGCCACAUGUACAGCCAGCAGCCCACGGCGGGGGUGCAGCUGGUGGUGGUCAGCCCCAUGGCCCGCACGCUGGAGACGGCGGCGGGCAUCUUUGGCAUCGACCCCUCGCUCUGCGCCUUUGACCCGCCCACCAUGCUCAUGGCGGCCCAGGACGCGCAGUGGAAAGUGCGCACCGCGCACGGCGGCCUGUCGCUGCGCCCCGGGGUGAAGCUCGUGGCGCAGGAGCUCUGCCGGGAGCGGCUAGGCCCCUCGCAGUGUGACAAGCGGCAGGCCCUGGAGGACGCGCAGCGGCAGUUCCCCGGGGUAGACUUUAGCUUGAUAGAGAGCGAACUUGACCUGAGCUGGGAGGCGGGCAAGGUGGAAAGCGAGUCGCGCGUGGUGGUGCGUGGCUUCAACUUCCUGGCCUGGCUCAUGCAGCGGCCAGAGACCAACAUAGCGGUGGUCACACACAGCGCCUUCCUCUGGUUCACGCUCACCUGCUUCGGCAACGAGUUUGCCAAGCCUGUGCGGGAGAACCUGCAGCGGUGGUACGAGAACUGCGAGAUGCGGACGCUGGUUCUGAGCGACGGCGGCGGCAUGGGGGUGCCCGACAAGACGUGGUUCCGCGGCGGCGAGGCGUAUGCGGAGCCGCAGAAGGGGCUGCUGCCAAACGUCAAGGAGAAGGGCAAGGGGUCGCUGCUGUCGGCCAUGCGGACGGCCUGGCAGGGCGGCGUGAAGAGCUCCAACUCGUGACCCCGCCCCCGCAGGAUGCUAGCUUGACCCCGGCACAAUGCCAUUCCUUGCUACCGUGCUGGCCCCCACUCUUGACCAAUCAUUCACCGCUUGUGUUCUGCUGGAAUUUUGGAAGGAAGUGUAGCAGCCAGUGACGC
This is a messenger RNA of Chlorella variabilis, 1395 nucleotides long. RefSeq lists its product as hypothetical. Gene Ontology annotation, cellular component: cytoplasm. The record is from RefSeq and is a predicted model, not a curated record. Gene Ontology annotation, molecular function: phosphatase activity. Bases 95 to 1258 code for a protein of 387 amino acids. NCBI's taxonomy places the organism in Eukaryota, Viridiplantae, Chlorophyta, Trebouxiophyceae, Chlorellales, Chlorellaceae. The transcript has 9 exons.